AUGUUGGAAAACAGUGUCCUCUCAUGCGGGCGCCAGCUUUUUCUGAAGUGGAUGUCGCUUCCUUUCGAACCUCUCCCUCAUGGUCGUGAGGUGGAAAUACGACCACGAUUUCCUCUACCUCCUGGCGACGAUGAGUUACUUAUUGUGGCUGGUCGGUCCAACCAAGGUGUGCUCAAGGUUAUCGAGUGGGAUCAUAUGGAUUUGUCAAUUUUUUAUCCAACUGCAUUGACCAGUACUUGGGCUGUGCGUACCGUAUUGUAUCCACUUGCUGUGUUGAGAAGUCGACUGCAGCUCCAGAAGCAACACACAGUCUACAGGAACACCCUGGAAGCGUUCGUUAGUAUAUCCAAAAGUGAAGGAAUUCGUGGUCUAUACAGGGGUUUCUGGGUGACUGUACCACAGAUUGGUACAUCGUUUAUUUACACGACUGUCUACGAGAAGUUGCGCGCUGUUCUCAAUCAAGACCUCGGUGUGAAUUCGGUUGCUGGGAUAUCCAGUUUGGCUGGUGGGGCCGCCAGUUUGGCAUCUCAGUCCAUAUUCGUUCCAACUGAUAUUAUUGCUCAGUACAUGAUGGUUUACUACAAAGCCGACAAGUUUAUUUCUGGCAAUGAUAAAGCAGUGAUCGAAUAUGUUCGCAAUGAAAAGAACCCUCGACUUACUCUUGGGCUGCGGUUUCUGAGAGCUAUCUAUAAAGUUGAUGGAUUGAAGGGAUUUUAUCGUGGAUUUUUUGCUUCUGCUCUCGUGUACGUACCGACGUGUUUAGUCUUUUGGCCAGUGUAUUAUUGGGUUCAGGAUUUCUGCAAUUGGAUGCGAAAAGGCCGUGUCGAUCGGACGGGAUUACUUCUCUUAGACCAAGCAGUCGCUGCUACACUCGGUGGUGUCUGUUCUACUAUAUGCACAAACCCAAUGGAAAUGUUUCGCAUUAGACUGCAGGUUCAUCGGACCAGCUAUAGAGAUACGUUAGCUCGUAUGAUUAGGAACGAACAGCAUCACAUAUUCACAAAAGGUUUAACCCCAAGGCUAAUAAGCAACUCGAUAUACUCGUGUAUUGUAAUGGUUGGCUAUGAAAUUGUGAAGCGUUUCUGUGUUCUACCGGAAUACAAGGAUAUGGUCAAGUGUUCGGCACAACAGCAGCGGCAGAAGUCGCUGCCAAAUGCUUGCAAAUACGCGGUCUCUGAUGUUAAAGUCCUCAACCUGUUCCGAUUCUUCGUGGAAAGGAGCGCGGUAGAGUCUCAAUAUCGCGUGAUGUCCUCUGAUACAUCGGAGGCGACUGAUUUCGCCUGCAAAGAAAAGCUACUCGUCAUUCAGUGGGAACAUCUCAAUUUAUGGCGUUUCUAUCCGCUUGCUCUCGCUAGUUCUUGGUCAAUAAGAUGCUUCCUUUAUCCCAUGUCUGUCGUAAAGAGUCGUUUGCAGUUGCAACGCCAGAAUAAUGUCUAUCGCGGUAUGCGUCAUGCAUUCACCGAAAUUCUAAGGGUUGAAGGAGUAGGAGCCUUGUACAGGGGAUUUUGGAUGACUCUCCCACAGCUGUCUGCCUCAUUUCUCUAUUCUUCCACUUAUGAGAAAGUGCGUGAUCUGCUUCAAGUUCACGUUGGUAUCAAGAAUCAUUCGCUUGUGUCGGCUUUGGCAGGAGGCAUUGCUUCACCAUGUGCUCAACUGGUCUUUGUACCGACGGAUAUUGUUGCUCAGCACAUGAUGGUUCACAAUAAUCCUGAAGCUUUCGGAGGAAGUAGAAAAAAUGUGGCCGUUGCUAGUGCGGUGCGAAAUGAUGGCUUAGAGGGUAGAUAUACGCUUGGUCUUCGAGUUCUUCGAGCAGUAUACAAAGUCGAUGGAUUAUCAGGGUUUUAUCGAGGCUUCUUAUCUGCUGUGAUGCUCUAUAUACCAUCUACCAUGGUGUUUUGGUCAACUUAUUAUCAUGCGUUGGAAGUUUUCAGAAAAAUACGGGUGAAGGUUACUGAGAUUCAACGUGGUGUAAAACCCAUGUCACCUGCUGAUGUUGACAACAGAAACUUUUUCUUGGACCAGGCUGUGUCCGGUUCUAUAGGAGGCAUUGCGUCAGCUUGUGUUACAAAUCCUCUGGAAAUGCUCCGCAUACGGUUACAGGUUCACCGGACGAACUAUACAGACACCAUCAGACGGCUUUGGAAAUAUGAAGGAUCCAAAGUGCUCACCAAGGGUUUGGCACCACGUGUGGUCAGCAAUGCGAUGUAUUCAAGUUUGGUAAUGCUGGCUUACGAGACAGUAAAAAAAGUGUCCGUUCUACCGGAAUAUCGGGAUAAUGUUGUUUGGUAG
Molecule: messenger RNA, 2289 nt
Organism: Necator americanus (New World hookworm)
Lineage: Eukaryota; Metazoa; Nematoda; Chromadorea; Rhabditida; Ancylostomatidae
Exons: 20
Coding region: 1-2289 (762 amino acids)
Biological process (GO): branched-chain amino acid catabolic process; branched-chain amino acid transport
Cellular component (GO): mitochondrion
Molecular function (GO): branched-chain amino acid transmembrane transporter activity
Source: RefSeq, a predicted model, not a curated record